Molecule: messenger RNA, 3222 nt
Organism: Myotis brandtii (Brandt's bat)
Lineage: Eukaryota; Metazoa; Chordata; Mammalia; Chiroptera; Vespertilionidae
Gene: CHAF1A
Product: chromatin assembly factor 1, subunit A (p150)
Exons: 14
Coding region: 2-2839 (945 amino acids)
Biological process (GO): nucleosome assembly
Cellular component (GO): nucleus; CAF-1 complex
Source: RefSeq, a predicted model, not a curated record
AAUGGAUUGCAAAGACAGACCAGCUUUUCCAGUCAAGAAGUUAAUACAAGCUCGUCUGCCCUUCAAGCGCCUGAAUCUUGCCCCAAAGGAGAAAACCGAGGACGGAGCGGACAGCACAGGAAGCUCUCCCAGUGCUCCUGCACAAAGUCAAGUCCCCGAUGUGGAAACCUCUUUGGACAACUUGGAGAACAAUUUUCAUAUGGGUUCUGACAUAGAUUUUAGACCAAAACUUGUCAAUGGGAAGGGUCCCUUAGAUAACUUUUUAAAAAGUAGAGUCAAAACCAGUAUUGGCGAGACCACAGUCAUCAUUGAUUUGACAGAGGACUCAAGUGACCAACCAGACAACAUUUCAGCCUACAAUAAACUAAAUUCUGCAGCCUGUCCCUCCUUGGAGGAGGCUGUAAAUAGGGUCAGAGAAGAAGCUGGAGAUGAGGGGGGGCUGCCAAAGGCUAGUCAGAAGGACGAGCUAACGUUUUCUGAAGAGACCCUUUUAGACAUUCCAUGCAAAACAGAGGAGGAGGGUGCUGGCUCAGGGGGCACAGAGAGGAGAGGAGACGCACAGGAAGCAUCUCAGAGCUGCCCCAAGUUGACAGAUGGUCCGAGAACGUGCUCAGAGAAGGACCAGGACAGUUGGAGCGAAGCUGGAGGCAUCUUGUUCAAAGGGAAGGUGCCCGUGGUGCUCUUGCAGGAUAUCCUGGGUAUAAAACCUGGAGCCAAGUCUCCAACCAUCCCUCUGGACCGGGACACGCCCUCCCGGAGGGAAGUGCUAGAGUCUAGCCACGGAGAAGACUCUGUUCUCAGCCAUUCCUCCCUGAGUUCUUCCUCUCCUACCAGCUCACCUGAAGGGCGGUGUGCUUCCGAAAAUCAGCACAACAGUCCCAGUACCUCCCCCACCCUCACGCCUGUCCGCAGAAUAACUAAGAAAUUGGUCAAAGGUUCUGUCGAGAAGAACAAGAUGAGACUACAAAGAGAUAAGGAGCGUUUGGGCAAGCAGCUGAAGUUACAGGCCGAAAAAGAGGAAAAGGAGAAGCUAAAAGAGGAGGCCAAGCGUGCCAAGGAGGAAGCCAGGAGGAGGAGAGAGGAAGAGAAAGAGCUGAAGGAGAAGGAGAGGCGCGAAAAAAGGGAGAAGGAAGAAAAGGAGAAGGCAGAGAAGCAGCGGCUCAAGGAGGAGCGGCGUAAGGAGCGGCAGGAGGCCCUGGAGGCUAAGCUGGAGGAGAAGAGGAAAAAGGAAGAGGAGAAACGGCUGAGAGAGGAAGAAAAGCGCAUUAAAGCAGAGAAAGCCGAAAUCACGAGGUUCUUCCAGAAACCAAAGACUCCACAGACCCCCAAGACGCUGGCCGGCUCCUGUGGGAAGUUUGCCCCUUUUGAAAUUAAAGAGAACAUGGUCCUCGCCCCUCUUUGUCGGACCACCUUUGACCAAGACCUCUGUGAUCAGUUAGACCAGCUCCUGCAGCAACAGAGUGGCGACUUCUCCUUCCUAAAAGAUCUAAAAGGCCGGCGGCCCCUCAGGUCUGGACCCACCGUGGAUUCUAAUCGGAAUGCGGACAUUUUUAACAGUGAUGUGGUGAUAGUGGAAAGCAGCAAAGUAGAUGGCAUUCCUGAAAGGAAGAAGUUUGGCAGGAUGAAGCUCCUACAGUUUUCUGAGAAUCACCGACCAGCAUAUUGGGGGACAUGGAAUAAGACGACGACGGUCAUCCAUCCAAGGGACCCCUGGGCCCAAGACAGGAAGCUCCUGGACUAUGAGGUGGACAGUGAUGAUGAGUGGGAAGAGGAGGAGCCAGGAGAGUCUCUCUCUCACAGUGAAGGGGAUGAUGAUGAUGAAGUAGAAGAUGAAGAUGAGGAUGAUGGUUUUUUCGUACCUCAUGGGUACCUGUCUGAGGAUGAGGGAGUAACUGAGGAGUGUGCUGACCCCGAGAACCACAAGGUCCGCCAGAAGCUGAAGGCCAAGGAAUGGGACGAGCUUUUAGCCAAGGGAAAGCGGUUCCGCGUGCUCCAGCCCGUGAAGAUUGGCUGCAUCUGGGCGGCAGACAAGGAUGGCAGUGCCGACCUGAAGGUGCUAGAGCAGUUCACGGCAUGCCUUCUAGAGACAGUUCUCCCCGAGGAGGAGCAGACACCUAAGGCCUCCAAGAAAAAGAAGAGGGACCAGCACAUCUUGGCCCAGUUGCUCCCGCUGCUACACGGGAAUGUGAAUGGAAGCAAAGUGAUCAUCCGGGAAUUCCAGGAAUGCUGCCGCCAAGGACUGCUUGGCAAGGACACUAGCAGUCCUGAGAGCAGCUCUGCCAGCCCUCCGAGCCCUGGCUCUUCCCGCCCGCAGACCCCCACCACCAGCGAGGACAAUGCUGUCCCCUCCAAGGCCAGGCUCAAGCGUAUUAUUUCCGAGAACUCGGUGUACGAGAAGAGGCCUGAUUUCAGGAUGUGCUGGUACGUCCACUCACAGGUGCUGAAGAGCUUUGAUCAGGAGCACCUGCCCGUGCCGUGCCAGUGGAGUUAUGUCACUAUGGUGCCCUCAGCCACCAGGGAGGACAGUGGCAGCAUCCCCACCCCAGGGCCCAGCCAGGGGACACCCAUCUCGCUAAAGAGGAAGUCAGCAGGAAGCAUGUGCAUCACUCAGUUCAUGAAGAAGCGCAGGCAUGAUGGGCAGGUCGGAGCUGGGGACCUGGAUGGCUUCCAGGCAGACACGGAGGAGGAGGAGGAAGAGGAUGGUGACUGUGUGAUGAUGGACAUCUCGGAUAUUGCUGAGGUCCAGGACCCUUGUGUAACCACUCCCAGUGCUGGAAGGCCUGUGGGAAUGGACACCAGUGAGAGCCCCAUGCCCUCCAACUCACUCAGCCCCUCCUGAGCACCCCAAACUGGCUGGCGUGUGUAUGUAGAAUGGUUAGGGUUUUCUCAGAUGCUUCUCAGAUACUUGAAAGUCCUAUGAUUCCUGUGUAAAGAGCACUUUGUCCUGCUUCGCAUACGCCCCCUCAAGGGUUGGAAAGUAUAUAGGAUGCUUGAUUCAUUCUUUUUUAUAUUUGUAAAAAUUUCCCCUCGAAGCUGCAUACUAAUCUGCCCUUUAAUAAAGCAUUAUCGCAGUGUGUUGGCCUGUACGGGGAAUCCCAAUUGUGCCCUAAGGAUCCUGAGCAGGCACUAUGAUGAAAUGCUUAUAAAUGAACUGGAGCCCUGCCGGUGUCGUAUGGCACCAGGACUGACAUGGAUAUGUAUAAACUUAUUGUCUAGCCCUGA